CUGAGAGAUCCAGAAACCCGAGGCGUGGUCCCUUCCUGUCUCAAGAUGGAUAACAAGAAGCGCCUGGCCUACGCCAUCAUCCGGUUCCUGCACGACCAGCUCCGGCACGGGGGGCUCUCGUCCGACGCCCAGGAGAGCUUGGAAGUUGCAAUCCAGUGCCUGGAAACCGCUUUUGGGGUGACUGUGGAAGACCAUGACCUCGCUCUCCCUCAGACGCUUCCGGAAAUAUUCGAAGCAGCCGCUGCGGGCAAGGAGGUGCCGCAGGACCUGAGGAGCCCCGAGCGAACCCCACCUUCAGAGGAGGACUCGGCUGAGGCAGAGCGCCUCAAAACUGAAGGAAACGAGCAGAUGAAAGUGGAGAACUUUGAAGCCGCCGUGCACUUCCACGGCAAAGCCAUCGAGCUGAACCCGGCCAACGCGGUCUAUUUCUGUAACAGAGCCGCGGCCUACAGCAAACUCGGGAACUACACUGGGGCUGUGCAGGACUGUGAGCGAGCCAUCUGCAUAGACCCGUCCUACAGCAAAGCCUACGGCAGGAUGGGCCUCGCGCUCUCCAGCUUGAACAAGCACACCGAGGCUGUGGCCUACUACAAGAAGGCCUUGGAGCUGGACCCUGACCACGAGACCUACAAGUCGAACCUCAAGAUAGCCGAGCUGAAGUUGAGGGAGACGCCGAGUCCCACAGGAGGUGUCGGCAGCUUUGACAUCGCUGGCCUGCUCAACAACCCCAGCUUCAUGAGCAUGGCGUCCAACCUAAUGAACAAUCCGCAGGUUCAGCAGCUCAUGUCUGGCAUGAUUUCGGGCGGCCACAACCCGCUGGGGACUCCCGGCACCAGCCCCUCACAGAACGACCUGGCCAGUCUCAUCCAGGCCGGCCAGCAGUUCGCUCAGCAGAUGCAGCAGCAGAACCCAGAGUUGAUAGAACAGCUCCGGAGUCAGAUCCGGAGUCGGACCCCCAGUGCCAGCAACGAUGACCAGCAGGAGUGACCGCCCACCCCUCCCCGUGCCGCCAGCUCCUUCCCACCGACCGAAGGCCGUCUCGCAUUUUGCCGUCUUCUCCCCUUGGACCACCCAAGAGAGAAAAAGAAACAGAAAUCGGACCUGCAUGUUAAGAUGGAUUUUUGUUACUCCCUCCGCCGUCCCCUCCCUAUUUGUAGUCUCCCGCCGCCCCUAGACCCUUCUCGAAACAGAGCCCCAAGCUGUGAACGCAGACCAGCACUGACCUCUCCCAGCCCCCUGAAAACUCCGUCAGGGAAGCGUCUUCUAGACCGCCCCGGGCUGGGGUCGUCCUCGAGCCGCUCUCCAGGAAGCCUGCCCAUUUUGUGCUGAGCCGCGUCGGGGACACCCACGGCUCCCAGAGCCCCUUUCUGCAGCCCUGUGGUCCGUCCUCAGAGGAGACAUGAGAAGCCAAUUCUGAGUCGACCUUGGCCUCCCCAGCCGCGCCCUGCUCGGAUGAGCUCACUGCCAGCCGCGGUCUGGGCACCAGUGGCCGCCCUGCCCCUCAGACCGUGGGUUUUCGUUUGAGGAGCUCUUCAGACACAUUUUCCUAAAAGACGAUUUCCGUGACCUUGCACCCCUGUUGGGAGCAGGGGUGGGACCGUCCUGGGGUGCACGGGACCAGGUACUGGGACUUGACUUCCAAUCAAGCAUUUGGAUGGACAUGUGUCUCAUCUCUGAUCCUCUUGUCCCAGUACUCAUGACCGACAGACCCCAAGCCCGUCCCCAGCUGGGUGUCCAGCCCACUGCCCUUCUGUCCACAGACGAUCCUGCCAGCCGGCAUGUUGGGUCCCUGGCAGGUUCUCCUGCCCUGUUCAGGGCUGUGGGGGCCAGCAGGGGUCCCUGGUGCCCCCCACCCCCGUCUCGGCCUGACAUUGCCAGACAGCCACCAGAGCUGCUCCCAGCGGGGCAGAAGUGCCAGCCAUGGCCAGACAGCCCGCCCAGGACACAGGGCCACUACGGAUGUGCCCACGGCUUCCACUUCGGCGGGAUGGGGGGAGGGCAGGUCUGCAGGCACCAAUGUUGGCAUCUGUAUCGUGUGAGGUUCCCUCAUGGUCUGGGCCAUCUGCGUGGUAGACCCAGUACGUGUGCGUUGUAGGUAACUAGUGGGAAGACGGGCCACUGCCAGCCACCAGCAGUCCGUCCCACGUCUGGCGAGAUGUGUCCUAACUUGAGUGCUAGCCACGGUGACAAGAAACGUGAGGGGAAUAAACAGGCAUCACGA
Molecule: messenger RNA, 2221 nt
Organism: Lutra lutra (Eurasian river otter)
Lineage: Eukaryota; Metazoa; Chordata; Mammalia; Carnivora; Mustelidae
Product: small glutamine-rich tetratricopeptide repeat-containing protein alpha-like
Exons: 1
Coding region: 46-987 (313 amino acids)
Biological process (GO): post-translational protein targeting to endoplasmic reticulum membrane
Cellular component (GO): TRC complex; membrane
Molecular function (GO): molecular adaptor activity; protein binding
Source: RefSeq, a predicted model, not a curated record